This is a messenger RNA of Olea europaea var. sylvestris, 647 nucleotides long. Its product is annotated as autophagy-related protein 8C-like. NCBI's taxonomy places the organism in Eukaryota, Viridiplantae, Streptophyta, Magnoliopsida, Lamiales, Oleaceae. The transcript has 6 exons. The record is from RefSeq and is a predicted model, not a curated record. Bases 114 to 473 code for a protein of 119 amino acids. Gene Ontology annotation, biological process: cellular response to nitrogen starvation.
CACACGCUUAUGCAACAAUCAAAAGAAAUAAAUUGAGAAACGGCUCCAUUGAGAAACACGAGCACUCAAUUUCUUUCCAUUUGUUAGCGAAUUGUAGCUGUCAUCCAAUAGCCAUGGCCAAAAGCUCCUUUAAGUUGGAACACCCCCUUGAGAGGCGUCAAGCAGAAGCUGCUCGUAUCAGAGAGAAGUACCCAGAUAGAAUCCCGGUUAUUGUGGAGAGAGCUGAAAGAAGUGACAUACCUGAUAUUGACAAGAAGAAAUAUCUGGUUCCCGCUGAUCUGACCGUUGGGCAGUUUGUGUAUGUUGUCCGAAAGAGGAUUAAGCUCGGUGCUGAGAAGGCCAUAUUCAUCUUUGUCAAGAACAUCCUCCCUCCUACUGCUGUCAUGAUGUCCACAAUUUAUGAGGACAACAAAGAUGAGGACGGUUUCCUAUACAUGACUUACAGUGGUGAAAAUACAUUCGGGUCAUUUUGAACUUGAAGUCAAGCUAGCUUAAGUGCUGAACAAUGUAUAUAAUCAAAGAAAACGUGUACAUUCUUCUUGAUUAUCUAUCCUGAUGUUAUAUUUAAUGCGAAUAUUGCUUUGUUCUAAACAAUGUCUACUGUUUAAAUUUGGAAGUGUUAACAUAUGUCAUUCGAUCUUAUAUUU